Molecule: messenger RNA, 1657 nt
Organism: Tetrahymena thermophila SB210
Lineage: Eukaryota; Ciliophora; Oligohymenophorea; Hymenostomatida; Tetrahymenidae
Exons: 7
Source: RefSeq, a predicted model, not a curated record
GCAUAAUAUUAAGAAUAUCUAAAAGAGAAAUGACUGAAAACUGCAAUUUUAAAGAUAAUUACUAAAAUAUAAAUAUUCAUCUUUACUAAAAUGCAGCUUAUAGAGAAUAAGCGCAAGCAUCCCCACUAAAUUCUAGAGUACUUUACCAAAAUACCGAAAGUCUCUGCUAUCUUACUGAGUCAAUUUUAUACUAAAUGGAUACUAGUAUACAGGGUAAAUGUUAGCGAGAAUAUAGAGAAAUUGCCUUAAAAUCAAAGAACUCAUCUGAUUUAUCAGAUUCGUACGCUGACAUAGAAGAAGAUGAUACUAAAGAAACAAUUAACUCUAUAAAUAGCUUAAAUAUAAAAAACUUUUCAUGCAACUCAGGAAUAUAUGACUUGGAAAAUAGGUUCAAUAAAAUCUCUAAUUACUCAACAAACCAUUCUUAAAUUUUUAAAUCUGAAGUAUUGGAUUAAGAUUAAAAACAAAGUGGCUUUUUAUUUUAAAUCCCUAAAAAUCAAUCACAAAGCUUUAUUGAUGAUUAUUAAGAAGAAAGUGAAGAUUAAGGUGAAAAUUAAAACAAAAAAAGUUUAAAUAAUUCGAUUUGCUAAAAAAGUGAGAACAGUAUGAAUAGUAGUAUGAAGAGCUCUAUAUAUAAAAGGGUUACCUUCGAAGACCUUUCUUAAAAAAAUUACCACCAUUAGUUUUCUUAAAAUAAUUUAAAAAGAACCAGUAAAUCAAUAUUGAAAAGAUCUCAAACAUUUGAUAAGAACUAAAAUUUAUAAAGGGAUGUUAAAGACACAUCUUAUUAAUCAGACAUGGACUUUGUUAACAUAAUCUAAGAAAAAUUCAUUUAAUAAAUACUUGAAAAAGAAACAUGUAAUUCGAAUGAUCUAAAAUAACAUUUUUUUAGUGAGUUAGCAACUAAAAUAUCUAGCUCUGGAGAGAAAAAAAAAAGGAUAAUCUUCCUUACAUAUAACUCAUUUUUUGUACUCUAAGACCUUCAUAGCUAUAAAUACAUUUAGAGAUUUAAUAUCUCAGAUAUCAAUAAAAUAACUAUUCAUUCAGAUUAUUAAAAUGUGUGCUCCAUUUUAUUAAGAAAUAGUUUUAAAUUAAACUUAUAAAUAAAUCAUUUUAAUGAAUUUAUAUAAUUUAUUAAAAAUGUUUUUAAUUCUAUCUUAAAAACUUUUCUCCCUAUAAUCUAAAAGUAGAAGUAAAAAAUGAAUGAAGACCCCAAAAUAAAUGAUAAUAAUUAUACGCAAUUAAUAAUGUAAUCUUUUUUAAGUAGCUAAAAAGAAUAGUUCUACGUUAAAAUUCAGAUAAUGUCAAAUAAUAUUCCUCAAAGCAAUUCUAAAAUUUUAGGGAUAUUAUAAUUCUUUUAAAAUGAAAUUUACAUUACUGCUAUGGAGAAAAGUUCAGAGCUAAAGAGAUUUACUUAAGUAAUUUUAUUAGAUGAAGAUCUCCAACAAAAGUCCUUUAAUUUUUAAUCUCUAAAAAAGAACCUAAUCUUCAAUAUAAAAUUGUUAAUAGACUCAGAUUUUCCUCUUCUUAUAUAGAAAAUUUAAGAUAUAAAUAAGUAUUAAAUUAAAUGACUAAUUCUAUUUAAUUAAUACAUAUUAUAUUUAUACAUAAUUAAUUUUAUAUAAAUAUUUUAAUAUUUAAAUGUUUAAGAGCAUAU